UGUGUCAAAAAAAACAUCCUGAGCCAGAAUCCGCUACACGGACGCACUUUUGUUGAUAACACCACCUGAAAGUCGUUUAAUUUCGCGGUUUGGAGCCUUGCUGGCCACACACAGAGAACAUGCCCGGUGACAGGUAACCUUCCCCGGAGCUGCUGCUGCCUCUUCAGCCGGCUGAAGGACGGAGCAGGACGGAUACGCGCAGAUGGAGAGGCCGAGCAGACUGCUGUUGCUCUCCGAGCUUCGCGUCAGAAACGCGGCGUACGAUGUGAGCCUGAGCCGGUCCUUGCUCACCUGGAAGAGACGGGUUUCCAGCCCCGUUUACCACCCAUUCAGACCCAGUGUGUGUCACAGCGUGCCAGUGUCAGAGAUCAUCUCUGUCCGAGAGGAAGAGGAUGAGACCAGCAGGAGGCGAAAAAUAGAAGAUGGCAGCUGGAAGAAGAUCAAAGAGAGAGAAGGAAAGGACUGCAGGCAGGCCUUCACAGUGAUGUACGUGGAGAGGAAUCAGCAGCACCGCUGGCGGUGUGCCGAGGUCACCUUCAUCUGUCCAGAGGAGGCGCUGUGUCAACGCUGGGUCAGCAGCAUCAGAGAUCAGCUCGCCGCUAUCACCAGCCGACCGAAACACCUGCUGGUCUACAUCAACCCGUACAGCGGGAAGCGGCAGGGCAAACACAUCUACGAGCAGAAGGUGGCGCCGCUGUUCGCCGAGGCAGGAGUCUCCGCGGAUGUCAUCGUGACGGCGCACGCCAAUAAUGCGAGGGAUCAUCUGAGGACGGAGGCGGAGCUGAAGAAGUAUGAUGGGGUGGUGUGUGUCGGAGGAGACGGCAUGUUCAGCGAGAUCAUCCACGGCCUGAUCUGGAGGACUCAGAUGGACGGCGGCGUCGAUCCGAACUGUGCGGACGAAACUUUGGCUUCCUGCUCGCUUCGCAUUGGAAUCAUCCCUGCAGGUUCAACUGACUGUAUCUGCUUCGCUACUGUGGGCAGCAACGACCCCGUGACCUCAGCACUGCACAUCAUUGUUGGAGACUCUCAGCCGAUGGACGUGUGCUCUGUUCACCACAACAACACCUUCCUGCGGUACUCUGUGUCCCUGCUUGGAUACGGUUUCUACGGCGAUGUGCUAACUGACAGUGAGAGGAAGAGAUGGAUGGGACCGGCCAGAUACGACCUCUCAGGUCUGAAGAUGUUUCUCACUCAUCAUUACUAUGAGGGAACAGUGUCCUACCUACCUGCCAGAGGAACCAUGGGUACCCCACGGGAUGCAGCCAGGUGUCGAUCUGGCUGUGUGGUUUGUCAACACAACGGGCAGCUUCUCUCAGAGAGAGCCGAGAGGUACGAGAUGGAUGAAACAUCAGACAGCGAGAGUGAUGGCGAGUGGAGGACAAUCAGAGGGAAGUUUCUGGCGAUAAACGCUGCCAGUAUGAGCUGUGCUUGUCCUCGCAGCCCCAAAGGCCUCUCACCUGCAGCUCACCUGGCUGAUGGCACCACCGACCUCAUCCUGGUGCGGAAAUGUUCCCGCUUUGACUUCCUCAGACACCUCCUCAGACACACCAGCAAAGACGACCAGUUUGACCUGACUUUUGUUGAAGUCCACCGUGUGCGUCGUUUCCGCUUCACUCCGCGUCACUGCCAGAGCGACUCCGACCUGGAGCUGGAUCUGCGGGAGCACGGCAAACGACAGAUCUUCAGUCAGAUAUGCAGAGACCACCCAGCUUGUGGCUGUGCCCCCGCCUACAGCAGCUGGAACUGCGAUGGCGAGAUCCUCACCCACACAGCCAUUGAUGUCAGAGUGCAUUGCCAGUUGAUCAAGCUGUUUGCACGAGGCAUAGAAGAACCGACGGUGUUUGAGGAUCUCCCCAACCCCUGUGCAAUAUAAACCCUAAACCCAAAUGAAUCCCUGCAAGACACUGGAGUCUUCUUUUUGUUUUCAACCCCACUGCUUCUGUUACCAUCAUUGAAAACUGUUACACGACAAAGAUCUCCAGUAAAUAUAGAAAAAAAACAUCACUUUCUGGCUCUGAAAGUCUUAAACAUUGAUCCCCACUGACAGGUAUUUAGGUGUAGUAACAUCCUGAAUAGCCAGAAAGGCCAUACUUGGAAAUAGAUUUUGAAUUUUUUCCUGUUGUUUUAGUGCCGCACCCAAAUGAAUGUGGGGUGUCUGGCAUCCAAAUGAUUAGCAUUAUUGAUCUCCUGUUCUGCAGAUGAGACCCCAGAAUCCUCCGACCAUGACCUGAUGGUCUUAUCUUGAGGUUACAGAUGUUUUCUGUAAAGGUAAUAUGAUGUAUAAACAAAAGUCAGACACUUUGGGUGCAAACCAAAGUGAUACAAGUGUUUCUGUGUUGCACAAAGCAUUGCUGCCUGAGUCACUGCCUUUAGAGCUGUUACUCUGACUCGUCUCAGUCUUACGGCUGUUUGGAUGUAAACUUGUCUCUACUCUUAGUUCUCUCUGUUUCUCAAGUAGUAAGACUCGGACUUGAUUGAUUCUAACUCAUCUCAGGCUUGUAAGCGACUUGCCUUGUCUCACCCUUCUAUGUAUUUGGUCAGAUCUAGUCUCGACCCUGACUUGUCUGAGUCUUAUGAGGGAUACAAACAGGACUUGUGACUCACAUUGUUCCCAGUCUUGUGACUGAUAUCACCUGGUCUAGUUGUGACUCUGACUCCUCCGAUUUGGAUGGAUGGAUUUGACUCUUACUCAUCCUGUAUCUAACUUUGCUCCGUCUGGGGAGUUUUUUGACUUGGGCUUGUCUUGACUUUUGCUUGUCCCACUUCUUGCUUGUAAUAUGACUUGGACUUUUGCCAGUCUUGUGAGUAAUUUGACAUUGACUUUGACUAUGUCUUGUUAUUCUUUUGACCUGGACUUGUUUAGGUUCUUACAUGUCUCUCUGAAAGAUUUAAUUUUGACAUGACUUGACUCCGUCCUUGUUUGUGGUUGUUGUAACUUGGAAUAAUAUUGACUCUGACUGAUCUUAUUCUGGUGGUUGGUUUGAGUUGGAUUGGUCUUAACUAUCACAGUCUUGUGAAUGUUUUACUUGGUCUUACCUCUAUCUUCUUUGACUCAGACUUGUUGUGACUCUGGCGUUUCUAGAUCUUAUCAGUGAUUUGACUCAGACUUAUUGUGACUCUAGCUUUCGGUAGUUUGACCCAGACUUGUCCUGACUUUAGCUUAUCGAUGUCUUAUUGAGGAUUUGACCCAGACUUGUCGUGACUAGGUCUUAUCAGUGAUUUGACUCAGACUUGUUGUGACUCUGGCUUAUCGAGGUCUUGACUCAGACUUGUCUAAACCGCAAAGUUCUUAGUAUUUAGAUUUUUUUUUAGAUUAGAAAAUGUUACAUAUUGGCUUAUUUGCAUUUUUUAAAUAGUUUCUAAUUAUUUCAAAUACUCCAAACUGAUCAUGUAUUUUGAAUUAGCUGUUUCAUAUUUUUAAGGAUGCCAGACACCUGCAACUCUUUCUCAGCGUAAAGAUCAUUGUGGGUCAGCAGUUGGUUCAUUCACUCAUGAAAACUACCCAGUCUGCAUAAACUCAUUGUGUACUUGUGCUGACUGCAGGUGUGUUUUCAGAUGUUGAACCCCUCUGUGUCCGACGUUUGCGUGAAGGUUUCUGUUACAUUCUGAUUUUCUAUCAGAUCCUUUGAGCUCAAUCUUCACUUUAUUUAUAUUCCUAAAAAUCGAAUCACACUCAAUCAUUUUUAAUCUUCCAUUUCUGCUGCAUAUGCAAGUAAAAUCACACAAAUCAAAGUGGAUCCUUUUUAAAAACAGCUGCUUUAACACCAAUCGUUCACAAAGAUUCUGCAGGUUUUAUGUCUACGAAAUGAGCUGAGGUUGUAGCUAGAACUUUAAAUGUAGAAAU
Molecule: messenger RNA, 3844 nt
Organism: Labrus bergylta (ballan wrasse)
Lineage: Eukaryota; Metazoa; Chordata; Actinopteri; Labriformes; Labridae
Gene: cerk
Product: ceramide kinase
Biological process (GO): ceramide metabolic process; phosphorylation
Molecular function (GO): ceramide kinase activity
Source: RefSeq, a predicted model, not a curated record